AUGGUUGGAACCUGUGGUUCUCACAUUCCAAGAACUUUAAUCAGCGAUUUGAACACUACGUACCCAUUUUUCAGCUACCCGAAGGAUGCAAUCGGACUAACCGACAAAGCAGCUCAGCGCGAGAAUGCCUCUCUGGUGUUCCAAGGUCUCGCCUUCGGCGCCGGUUUUAUGGACACUCCACAUGGUAAUCUCCAUAUAUUAAUUGACCGAAACCUGCGGCCGAAGACUGGAACCACAUAUCGUGAUCAAUUAAGUUAG
This is a messenger RNA of Penicillium cosmopolitanum, 258 nucleotides long. RefSeq lists its product as uncharacterized. The record is from RefSeq and is a predicted model, not a curated record. Lineage: Eukaryota; Fungi; Ascomycota; Eurotiomycetes; Eurotiales; Aspergillaceae. The transcript is spliced from 2 exons. Bases 1 to 258 code for a protein of 85 amino acids.